This is a messenger RNA of Colletotrichum chrysophilum, 711 nucleotides long. RefSeq lists its product as uncharacterized. Lineage: Eukaryota; Fungi; Ascomycota; Sordariomycetes; Glomerellales; Glomerellaceae. The transcript is spliced from 3 exons. The record is from RefSeq and is a predicted model, not a curated record. Bases 1 to 711 code for a protein of 236 amino acids.
AUGUCUUUCGACCUCAGCAAGCCAAACCGCAAGAUCCACGCCGGAGUAAUCUUGACCAAGGGCAUCACUGAGAUGCUCGAUGUAGCUCCCUUCGAAUUCUUCCACUGCUUCCAGUGGAGCGGGGACAAGGAGACUGCAGCCGCUAUGAACAUUCCUGAGAAUACGAUGGACAACGGACUCGAAUUUGAGUUGCACUGGGUCACUGAAGAUGGCAAGCCGGCUAAACUGGCGAGCAAUGCUCAGAUCCUGCCCACUGACUCCUUUGAGUCUUGCCCGCCGCUUGACAUUGCUCUCAUGGGUGCUCAUGACUUCAAGUACAAGACAAGCCCCGCCGAGAUUGACUUCAUCCGCAAGACUUUUGAGCAGUGCAGCGCAUUCCUCACCAUCUGCGGCGGCAUGGUGCCUCUGCUUGAGGCUGGCAUCCUCGCUGGCAAGACAUCCACAUGUCCUCGUAUGAUGUUCGAUUUGAUGAAGAAGACUGUGCCGGUGGUCAAUUGGGUUGACAAGCGCUGGGCCCGGGAUGGCAAGCUGUGGACGUCUAGCACCCUACUCAACGGUACGGACUUGAUUCGCGCUUUCGCCACGGAGACUUGGGGUGAAAGAACGGGAAUGAUUGAGUUCUUCCUUGAUGCGGGGCACUAUCCUGAUAGAGAUGUUGACUUCAAGGACUUCAAGGGGCAGAAUUAUCAGAUGGAGCAGCUUCCAGCCUGA